This is a messenger RNA of Drosophila busckii, 2049 nucleotides long. Its product is annotated as nascent polypeptide-associated complex subunit alpha, muscle-specific form. The transcript has 4 exons. Bases 1 to 2049 code for a protein of 682 amino acids. The record is from RefSeq and is a predicted model, not a curated record. Lineage: Eukaryota; Metazoa; Arthropoda; Insecta; Diptera; Drosophilidae.
AUGGAUCCCGAGCAAAAGAAAGAGGAGCAGGAACGCCAACAGCAACAACAACAGCAGGCCAAACGUUCGUCGCCGCACAUUUUCAAGUUCGAUGAGCAUCAGAGCUAUUUGAAUCAGCAUCAGCGCAAGGACUCGGCCAGUUCGGAGGUGGCUGCGCUCUUGUGCAUCUCCGGACGCACCAGUCGCAUCUCCAGCGUGGGCAGCCAGGGCUCGGCAGUGAGUCGUCUCUCGGCCAUUAGCUGCGUCUCGCGCUCGCCCUCACCACAUCGCAUGCUGCUGGAGACUUCGUUCUGCGGGCCCAAGCCCGUGGAAGCGGCUGGCGUCGAUGGCGUCGCUAGCAAUGCCUCGACGGCGCCCAGCUCGGCGCAGAGCUUGGGCGAGGCUACGCUGGCGGUGGAGCAGCUGCUGCUGGCGCGCACCAAGCACGACACCACCCAAGUGGUGCUCGCCGAGGGCAUGCAAAUGCAGCUGCCCAUGAGUCCAGCGGCCGCUGCCAGAGCCAGAGCGAAAUCGAAGCCAAUGGUCAUUGGCAAGACGGCCAGCGGCACGGAGUACAUACGCAUCAAUCUGCGUCCGGAUCACAUGUACAGCGACAAGGGCAUUGCGGCCAAUGAGCGCGUCGUCGAGGCGCCCAAUCAGCUGACGCCGGUUUACUCGAAGAGCGCCAAGCCGGCAACGCUUAGUCUGCAAGCUGGCGGAGGCGUCGAGGAGCAGCGGCUAACGCCUACGGCCAGUCCCAAGCCGGCGCGUCAUGCGCUGCGGCUGAGCAGUCGCUCGCCUUCGCCAGCGCCCGCCGCCGUCGCCGCCAGCCCCGGCAAGCGCGGCAGCAGCGAUGCCACCAAGAGCUCCUCGCCCAUUGACUGCAUGGAGCCGCCGCCAGCGCCACCGCCACUGCCCACCGGUGGCGGCGGCACACGGCCACCCAGUCGCCCCAACAGCCGGCUGCGCUACUAUGAUGAGCCCGUCGAGGGCUACAUCCACAUACCGCUGCAUACGCCGCCCGAGGAGCGCGAGGCGCGCACUCUGCUCCAGGGCAUACAACAGCUGGCGGCGCCCUCGCCGCCGCCGCUGCUGCGCACGCCGACGCCCACCCGCACCGUCACCUCAGUCGUCAGCGCUACCAUCAAUAGCCAGCCCGCGCCCGCUGGCGCCGGCGCUCCCAUCACGGCCAGCCAGCUGGCAGCCGCUGCUGCUGCACUGCGUCCAGUGGGUCAGCGGGUCAAGGCGCCGGAACGCGCCGAUCUGAAUGCCAUACAAACGCUGCCCAGCCAGGAGGAGUUCCCAGCUGCCGCGGCCGCUCCAGCUGCAGCUCCAGCUCAGCAGAACGGUCUGGCCGAGAUGCAGCGCCUGCCAUCGGUGGACAGCAAUCAGAGCAGCUGUGAGCCGCGCCUGGUGCAUACGGUGGCCACAGUGAAUGCCUCGGCGCCGGCCAUGGAGGAUGCAGUGGCCAAGGAGCGACGUCGUCUAUUGUUUGCCACACGCUUGGGCUCCGGCAGCCAGGAGCAGAUCUUCUCCACACAGUUCAGCAUCUCCAAGACGGAGAGCCAAUCCAGUCAGUUGUCCGAGCAGCUGCAGCUGCCCGACUGCGCCGCUGGCGACUCGCCAGCCUCCGAUGGCGGCGCCGCCACCGAUGGUCUUCAGCGCCAGAGCACCGUUAUACGCCGGCCAGAUUACGCGCCCAGGAGCAUAGUGACGGCGGCGCCUUCCAGCUCCGAGGAGGAGCAAGCAUCUCCCAGAGUUGCCACAACCGCCGCCGUUGUUGUCAUGCGCGCCAAGCACAAGUCCAGCUCCAAUUCCGAGGAGGAGGCCGCCAGCACGCCGCAGCCAAAGCCGCUGCCACCAGCGCCCGAUGUGCGUCACUCGCGCUAUCUGGAGAACUUCGAUGUGCGCAAGAAGUAUCAUGAGAAUGUGCCAGCCACGCCCACGCCCACGCAGACAGCAGCGCCACCUGCAGUGCCGCGCAAGCCGAAGCGCCAGAGCGUGCCGGAGAACAAGCGUGAGUGCGAUAAGUUUACUAACUAUCGAUACUAUCGAUUGGCUUACAUUUAA